CCACGGCGUCGCUCAGCCAGCGGCUGCAACCUCCUCAUGAGUACUGAGCAACCAUAAGUAACUCACUCUCUUUUCGUAGAUCGCUGGGUGUGCCAAAGGUGUCCGCAGUCUUCAUAUCUCAGACCUGCUAUCCAGACGUACACUGCAGUCCGAUCUAGUCUGAUCCCCAGUGCCCAUCAGGCCUUGUUCCUACUUUCAACCGCGCCUUGAGCUCUACCAGGUCAAUCUGAACUCUGACCGCAAGUCGACAUGGCCACCUCCGCCCCCACGUACGCCGUGAACGAGCGCGUGCUAUGCUACCACGGCCCGCUCAUCUACGAGGCGAAGAUCCUCAAGGUGGAGAACUGGGACGAGACAACGACACAGCUGGGCAGCGUCGGCCCGCACUACUUUGUGCACUACAAGGGGUGGAAGCAGACGUGGGACGAGUGGGUGCCGGCGUCGCGCCUGCUGAAGUACAACGAGGCGAGCAUCCAGCUGCAGAAGCAGCUGAAGGAGCAGGCGAGCGCACAGGCGUCGGGGUCCUCCGCCAAGGCGAAGGCGGGCGCGCACAAGGAUGGGGCGAAGGCGGUGGGCACGGGCAGAAAGGAGGGUGGGACUCGCGGGACGAAGCGCGGGCGCGAGGAGGACGAGGGCAGCAAGAAGCCGGAGAUGAAGCUGAACGUGCCGGAGAUCCUGAAGGUGAUCCUGGUGGACGACUGGGAGGCGGUGACGAAGAACAACCAGCUCGUGCCGCUCCCGCGCACGCCGAACGUCGUCGAGCUGCUGGAGGAGUUCAAGGAGUAUGUGCUCGCGCUGCCGCCCGGGGCGACGAACUUGCGGGACCCGAAGCUGGUUCUGCCGACUAUCAUAUCGGGGCUGCAGGUCUAUUUCGAUCGCUCGUUGGGGCAGAACCUGCUCUACCGCUUUGAAAGGCCACAGUACGCUGAGAUACGGAGACAAUUCGUGACGGGACCUACCGUGAAGGUUGGGCAAGAGAAGGAGAUGAGUGCUAUCUACGGGGCAGAGCAUCUCCUACGGAUGCUAGUGAGCAUGCCCCAGAUGGUGGCCAACUCGACUAUGGACCCGGAAUCGGUGAGCAUCGUGCGGGACUAUGUGAACGAGCUUAUGCAGUGGAUGGUGAAAGAAAAGGACCGGAUAUUCCAGCGAGAAUACGAGAGCGCGAGUCUGCAGUAUCAGAACAUUUCCCGGUCAUAGCACUGAGCUCCCCCUUAUACCAUGCAUGUUAUAGUAAGCUUCCCGUGUAUACCAGCCCGUAAUACUAAACGUGUAAGACUACAAACGCAUCAC
Molecule: messenger RNA, 1290 nt
Organism: Gloeophyllum trabeum ATCC 11539
Lineage: Eukaryota; Fungi; Basidiomycota; Agaricomycetes; Gloeophyllales; Gloeophyllaceae
Product: MRG-domain-containing protein
Exons: 8
Coding region: 250-1197 (315 amino acids)
Biological process (GO): regulation of DNA-templated transcription; chromatin organization
Cellular component (GO): NuA4 histone acetyltransferase complex; nucleus; Rpd3S complex
Source: RefSeq, a predicted model, not a curated record